Lymnaea stagnalis (great pond snail) is the source of this 10893-nucleotide messenger RNA. The record is from the annotation of a GenBank genome assembly. NCBI's taxonomy places the organism in Eukaryota, Metazoa, Mollusca, Gastropoda, Lymnaeidae.
UUUCCUUCCGAUCUGUUCAAGAAAAACUUCCCAUUAGACAGUAAUGAGUUUCGGUAUGAUGACAAGGGGAUUGAGGUCAAGGUUAGAAUUUACAAAUACAUGUUUUAGAUAUUGAAUGUCACAUUUUUAAAAUUGAUAAAUGGAUGAUGCCGCAUCUAUGUCACAUUUCUUACACGUGGUGAUGGAAUCAUUGCAGCGGUGCACAAUGCCCCGUAACUUCCACAUCCUUCACCUGCCUUUGUUUGUGAAUAGAGUGAUGGAAUCAUUGCAGCGGUGCACAAGGCCCCGUAACUUCCACAUCCUUCACCUGCCUUUGUUUGUGAAUAGAGUGAUGGAAUCAUUGCAGCGGUGCACAAUGCCCCGUAACUUCCACAUCCUUCACCUGCCUUUGUUUGUGAAUAGAGUGUAAACACGGCGUCAUGUCGUUCUGGGUCUCGCAAGGAUUAAGGCCGUACAUUUUCUGUUCAACUUGCAGACCUUGCUACGGAUGUUUGACCAGGGCUCUCUGUACCGAACUCUUCACAGGACGUACAACAUGCACACAGCAGAUUGGAACACCAAGGUCAUCAGAAGGGCCAUGGAUAUGCUGGGGCAUAAAGUGUUGGAGUGAGUAUCCAUACGGGGGUGAGAGGGGGGGCAGAGGGUGAACCACCAAGGUCAUGAGGAGGGCGAUCGGUUUUCUCAGCGCUUGCGUUUCCAAAAGUUUUUUCGCGUAGACCAUGUGUUCCUGUCAAUGCUGAUACAAUUUUAUUAGCGUUCGUUAUGUCACGGCAGGCUUUUUGCCGGCACCUCCGUUAUUCAGUGUUGUCUUCUUCAAUUGUUUUCUUACCGUGUCUAUUUCCUUAUUAUUAUCCAUACCAGGUUUACUAAGAAUGUGCGGUUUUUUUCUCCUUUAUUUUAACACAUCACUCUAAAAAUCUUCGAUUCUACUCAUUGUUCAUUCUUCAUUCAACCACCUUCAUUUCCCCAGCUUUGACGGUAUCUAUAACGUUAGAGUCGCCUUUACAACGUACGAACACAGCGACAUGAAAGGCAUGCUGGUCAACAAACGCCUGUUGCUAAGGACGCUUAAGGUAGGCUUUGUUUAGUUUUGCCCUAUUAUCAGAGUGCUAUUUGGCACCAGCCAGAUAAAACCCUAGUUUACAUAAUGUGGCCUGUCCUAUCCGAAAGCUCGCAGAAGUCGAGCUCCGAUCUCCGAGAAUGUCCCCUGCCCACCAUUGGUGUAUGACAGAACAUCAGGGAUAUUAGUCUAGCAAUACCAGGGGUUAAGCAAGGGAAGCGGAGAGGGGGUCAUGCAUGCCGUGUCGCUAGGGGGGGUGGGGGGGCUGGGAUCAAACUACUCGAACUACGAACUGAUUUAAUGGCUUACCUGAAGGGUUUUGUGUGCUUCCGUUCCCCAGAAGUUCUGAUGGACAAUGACCGAAAAGUAAAUAGAUAAAUUAAAUUCAGUGUUCAUCAUUCGUGGACAGAACUAUUCCAGGAUUCGGCCAGCGUCUUUAUGUAACAUCAAUCAAACGUUAAAAUAUGUUGAUACUUUUGUUCGUCGUCCGCAUGCGAAGAAGAUGACCAAGGCAAUUUUUGACUUGAGCAGACCUUUGACUUGAGCUUUAUUUUGAUUAAAGUGAGGAAGAGUUGCUCAAUUAUUCAGCGGUACUCUCUCGUCUUGGUUUCUUCGAUCGAAUUGCAAUAUUUAGUCAAGACCACUGGACAUAGACCAGGAUGCAGUAGAUGAUCGUCAGCUUGGCGUGUUUUAUUCUCUUUAUGCGUACUAUGUCACAGAAUUUGUCGGAGUUUCAUUGUUUCAAAUUCAUAACGCCUACGGGACUCCAUCUCCGGGUUUGAUUUCAGAGCUUGCCUCUCUCAGACGAGUUGCUAAUCCUAUGUUUACGAGUCCCAACCACCCGGGGUGCUGGUGAUGUUUUUGCAUGUCUGGGCGUUUUCUGCGGAUUGAGACCCAGUCCGCUAGUUUGGACUGCUCGCAGCGCCACCCAGCACCCAAUUCGUACACAAUAAUAGAAUUCGGGGGAGGGAGGGGUGGGUUGGGGGUCAAUUUACUUUUUCGUCGACAAUCUAAACAAUUGCAGAUAUCUCAAAUAUAACUAACUGGACCAUCAUCCCUAUAACUGUUUGAGAUCUGCUGUGAAUUAGAGAAUUAAGUGGAAGGCAAUGAAGGGCCUAGAAGGAAAUGAAAGGCCUAGAAGGAAAUGAAGGGCCUAGAAGGCAAUGAAGGGCCUAGAAGACAAUGGAUGGCCUUGAAGACACUGGAGGUCCUAGAAGGCAAUGGAGGUCCUAGAAGGCAACGGAGGUCCUAGAAGGCAAUGAAGGGCCUAGAAGGCAAUGAAGGGCCUAGAAGGCAAUGAAGGGCCUAGAAGGCAAUGAAGGGCCUUGAAGGCAAUGAAGGGCCUAGAAGGCAAUGGAGGGCCUAGAAGGCAAUGAAGGGCGUUGAUGGCAAUGAAGGGCCUUGAAGGCAAUGGAGGUCCUAGAAGGCAAUGGAGGGCCUAGAAGGCAAUGAAGGGCCCAGAAGGCAAUGAAGGGCCUAGAAGGCAAUGGAGGGCCUUGAAGGCAAUGGAGGGCCUUGAAGGCAAUGAAGGGCCUUGAAGCCAAUGGAGGUUCUAGAAGGCAAUGGAGGGCCUAGAAGACGAUGGAGGGCCUAGAAACCAAUGAAGUGCCCAGAAGGCAAAGAAGUGCCUAGCGUAAAAUUGUUUUUCUAAAUGCUAUGAGGUGUUACUUUUAGGUCGUUUCAAUGUUGUUUUGGGGGAAUGAUUCAUUGGACCCUUCAUUUCCGGGGCAGCUCUGUGGGCGGGUGAUCUCCCCGAUGAAGUUGUUGCACAGAAUCAAGCACAUGAGAGCUCACCUGGAGGAGAAGGGCAGGAUACAGCUGUACGAGUUCUUCAACCUGAUUUUAUGGUAGGUCACAUGUCAUUUUCUUUCACGGUAGGCCAAACGUAAUUUUGUUUUACGGUAGGCCAAAGUAAUUUUGUUUUAAUAGGUAGGUCACACGUAAUUUUGUUUUACAGUAGAUCAAACGUAACUGUGUUUUAAUCUGUAGUUCAAACUUAAUUUUGUUUUAAUCUGUAGUUCAAACGCCAUCUUGUUUAAUACUGGCCCAAAGUGCCGCCUUGCUAACGUAAUUGCUAGGAAUACUUUUCCAAUAAAAGUAAUGGCGAACGUGAGUAACAUGUGUUUCCUGUCGUGCUAGGUGUGAAUGGUAUCCCGCGUUUGACCCGGAAAAAGUUGAGAGCGCCUCAGGAAAGAACGAUUACUUAUUCAGGGUAGGUAAUUAGUGUGAUGCAUACUUUUUUUUUUUAGCACGCCAUUAAUGAGAACUCUUCUAAAUAUGCGUCCCUUAGGUUAAAAAUAAAUACCCGUGUCAUCUCCGUCUCUUCACUCUCAAGUUGUUCAAUAGAAGAGUUAUCCUCCUAUAAACUGCGUUUUUCUCUCUCAGGUGGUGGAUUUCCACCGUCUUCUGUCACAUCAUGACGAGAGGAUGUUCAACAGGCUCGAUGCCCAGUAUCUCAAGGAAGAGAGGAAUUUCGGGAGAGAAGCCCCGGGGCCCAGGUCCGCGUUUGCUGACCCCGUUGUGGACACGGGCCACAGAAUCGGUCAGGCAAGUCCAGGCUGGGGGUCAUGACUUGGGUCAUGACUGGGGUCAUGAGUUCAUGACUUGGUUCAUUAGUUCAUGACUGGGGUCAUGAGAUCAUGACUGGGGUUCAUGACUGGGGUCGUGAUGAGACAUGCGCGGAGGGCUGCCUUCACGUUGAAGCAGUAAGAAAUGCACACACGGGGGGGGGGACCCCAAGGAGGACAACACAAAGUGAUAUUGGACUUUUCAGUCAAGGAAGUCAUCGAAAGGAAAAAAAAGGACUUUGAGAUAAGGAGGGGGUUUAACGUGUACCUCAGACUCACUUCAGAGUUGCCCGUCAUAUACAUAAAGAAUUGUACUGAUGAUAAUAAUUCAUAACAAUAAAAAUNAGAAAGAAAUGCACACACGGGGGGGGGGACCCCAAGGAGGACAACACAAAGUGAUAUUGGACUUUUCAGUCAAGGAAGUCAUCGAAAGGAAAAAAAAUGACUUUGAGAUAAGGAGGGGGUUUAACGUGUACCUCAGACUCACUUCAGAGUUGCCCGUCAUAUACAUAAAGAAUUGUACUGAUGAUAAUAAUUCAUAACAAUAAAAAUGUGGGGGUUGAUAGUAAUUUUAGAAGUCUUGCAGAUAAGGAAGUCGUCUGGGUAGGGCAGGAGAGGGCAUUUGCACCACCCCCCCCCCUGAAUUUGAAUGUUUUAUUUAAAUGGCUAUGUAAUGUGGUGCCUCCAGAAAUAAACACCUUAACAAGCCGACCAAGUUUUGGUUUAACCCCACCCCCCUUUUUUUUCCUUUUGAAAAAAAUCUGAAAUGAUGCCCCUGCUUGUAGAUAUAAUGUAUACAAUGCCCUGAUGACUACUUCCCUUUCCUUUUUAUUUUAGUUUUAUGUCUUCCGAAUAUAUAUAUAUAUAUAUAUAUAUAUAUAUAUAUUAUAUAUAAACAUACAAUUAUUUUCAUCGCUACUUCAUAAAUAUGUGUUUUCCAAUGGUCUUAGGCGACCCCUGUGGUCGUUUGACCCCCAAUGGGAUCGUGACCCAUAGGUUGAGAACCGCUGCCUUAAUACAACCUUUAUCAUCUUUGCACCACGUUAUAUUUUUUAUGAAAUUCUUCUCUUCUGCAGCAUCGUUAUUUUGUUUUUUCAAAAUAAUUCCCGCAAAAUGUGUGAAUAUUCCGUUGCUAAUCCUUGUUAUAUGCCUCCCUCACAGAUGCGCCCUAGGGCAUAAACCAUGGCCUAGGUCUGUGUACAACCAAUCAACGACAACUCACAGAUAGGUUUUUUUGUCCUUAAAGCAAUCCUUGCGACAAAUAUUUGAAGAGACGACGUGGACAUAUUUUAACUGGAUGUCUAGACAUUUUCAAACUGUGACUUUUUUUCUGCUCGUUUAGGCAGAGUAUCAUAAGGAGAAAUAUCGCCAUCUUAAACAGGAAGUUGUGGAAUCUGAGAAGCGUGUCCACUGUGCGCAUGCCGGAAGUGUUAGAGAUCGUCCAAUCAGUGCACCGGAUUUAAACGGGUAUAAGUUGACGAAAGCAGAGACAGGUGGGCUGCUUUCAGGACAGUUCAGGAAAAGAAUUCAAUCAGCUCCUUCCAGAGGUUUGUGCAAAUUGAACAAUAUAUAUAUAUAUAUAUAUAUAUAUAUAUAUAUAUAAACUUGUUUUAGUAUACUUCUUUAUACUGGUACUUAUUAAAUAACUAGUUCAUUUUCAAUGUAAACGUCAACAUGUGUGUUAGCUACAAUUCAAAUUAUUCAAUGUUGCCAAAUAUUUUAUCUGAACUUUUUGCGGGCUAAAUAAAAAAUUGUGGUAAGGUUUUUAACGGAAAGUAUUUGGGAGGGAAAAAAAUCUGAAUAUAAAGAAAGUCGUAGAAGAAUUUAUCUAAAUGUCUUUUAGUCGGAUGUCCAUUUUGGCCAAACUGACCGCCUUAGCUAAAUAAUAAUGAUAAAUCAAGACAUUAAAGUAAAUAAAUGUGAAUGGAAAAAAAUAGAAUCUUACGAGGCUUUUGAUUGAUCCUUGCAAUGGCUGAAUGGCUGAAUGAUGGCCGACUGAUGGUUGACUGAUGGCUGAAUGAAGGUUGACUGAUGGCUGAAUGAAGGUUGACUGAUGGCCGACUGAUGGUUGACUGAUGGUUGACUGAUGGCCGACUGAUGGCUGAAUUAUGGUUGAGUGAUGGCCGACUGAUGGUUGACUGAUGGCUGAAUGAAGGUUGACUGAUGGCCGACUGAUGGUUGACUGAUGGCUGAAUGAAGGUUGACUGAUGGCCGACUGAUGGUUGACUGAUGGCUGAAUGAAGGUUGACUGAUGGCCGACUGAUGGUUGACUGAUGGCCGACUGAUGGUUGACUGAUGGCUGAAUGAAGGUUGACUGAUGGCCGACUGAUGGUUGACUGAUGGCUGAAUGAAGGUUGGGUGAUGGCUGACUGAUGGUUGACUGAUGGCUGAAUUAUGGUUGAGUGAUGGCUGAAUGAAGGUUGGGUGAUGGCUGACUGAUGGUUGUAUGUUGGUUGACUGACGGCUGAACUAUGGUUGAGUGAUGGCUGACUGGUGGUUGUCUGUUGGUUGACUGACGGCUGAACUAUGGUUGAGUGAUGGCUGACUGGAGGUUGUCUGAUGGUUGACUGACGGCUGAACUAUGGUUGAGUGAUGGCUGACUGGUGGUUGUCUGAUGGUUGACUGACGGCUAAACUCUGGUUGUGAAUUACUCCAUGCAUUAAAACAUCGUUCAGGUUUGUCCAGAGACUCGGAACGUCCACACGUAACCGAAAGCAUGCGGAGCCCAACCCCACGAGUGGUCACGCCAGGUGAUCUAUCCGACGUCGAGGCAAAAAUGAAGGAACUCAAUUUUGACAUCAGCACACUGGUAAUGUAAAGACUUUGGUGUAUGUCUAACAAUUCUGAAGUGCACGCACUACGGUUUGAGCGCCUCUGGGUGAAAUUAUAUUUGUUAAAAAUUAAGUGAUCAUCUCACAGUCUCAUGACACAGAUAGUACUUGCAAAGGAGUUGAGCUUUUAAAUCUGAAACUACCGUUGCAAGCUAAGGUUCACAGAAAUACAAUGGAUGCACGCAUAGUUAUAGUAACCAUUUUCUUGACGCAGGAUUGCAAAAUACAGCUGCAGCUGGAGGCAGAAAUGGAUUUCUUUAUCCCUGGAUAUAAGGACAGAUUACCAAAACAAAAACAAGGUGGGUACAAAUAGAAAUGUGUAUAGUCAUAAGUUUUGGGGAGAUGAUUUUGGACAAUGUGGACAGACCGAUAGAAUGAUUUGGAAUAAUGUAGUUCAGUUUUUCUGGUUUUUUUCUCCUGCUUGUGUGUCCACUAGAGAAUAGAGCAAAACAUUGCAAAUUAGCCACACAAAAAAAUCUCGUGAAAGUGUAUCAGAAUAUUUUUUUUUUGUUUUGGUGUAAAUUGUAUAUUUCUAUCAUCCAUACAGAAGAAGCUGUUUUGCCCGAAGCCAAGAAGAAGCCACGGCUUUGGACAGCAGAAAGAAUCAAAGAUUUGACCUACCCACAUGUGGCACUGCCACCCACGCAUGCCAAAACGUGUGACGCAAGGUAUGUAGACAAUGUAUUGUUUCUGGAAAAAAAAAUAUGGUAGCAUUUCAAAUAAAUACAUGAGCCUUUAUGUGAGACUUCAUGAGCCUUUAUGUGAGACUUCAUGAGCCUUUAUGUGAGACUUCAUGAGCCUUUAUGUGAGACUUCAUGAGCCUUUAUGUGAGACUUCAUGAGCCUUUAUGUGAGACUUCAUGAGCCUUUAUGUGAGACUUCAUGAGCCUUUAUGUGAGACUUCAUGAGCCUUUAUGUGAGACUUCAUGAGCCUUUAUGUGAGACUUCAUGAGCCUUUAUGUGAGACUUCAUGAGCCUUUAUGUGAGACUUCAUGAGCCUUUAUGUGAGACUUCAUGAGCCUUUACGUGAGACUUCAUGAGCCUUUACGUGAGACUUCAUGAGCCUUUACGUGAGACUUCAUGAGCCUUUACGUGAGAUUUCAUGAGCCUUUACGUGAGAUUUCAUGAGCCUUUAUGUGAGACUUCAUGAGCCUUUAUGUGAGACUUCAUGAGCCUUUAUGUGAGACUUCAUAAAACUCAGUCGUUCACACCUUCUGGGCAUUUCGAAAAAUGACGCAAAAUCUGUUGUGGCCAUUUUACAUUCGGCUCGGGGAGGACUUCUUUGUUUUGCGUUUUACGUCACAGUUUUCUAAUAAUACUACAUCUUAAUCCAUUAUGGGGAAAAUGUUAAAGAAUAAAAUAAAAUCUUAGUUUAGUUGUGAAUAUUUUAUGUAUUUUUGAAUUUUUUAAUGUGUGACGUGACACUAAAGGGGUUGGGGUGAGUAAAGAAUUUGUGACACUUUGUGACGGGGGGAGGGGGUUGGAAAAUGUAAUUUUUGGCGUGACGUAAUUUGCGAACGACACCCUUACAUAAAAAAUCGUCCCCCACCCCACUCUUAUUGUAGUUUUACUUUUCCAACCAAUCAGAUUCCGUGGUUGGGAUGACGUCAACACACAGCCAGGGCACCACGUGGUUCUAGACACACGAACCCACGAACAGUCCGAGAAGGGAAAGCUACUCUCCAAACUGGAACGCCGGACCAUGACCCCAGUCCUGCACGUGCACCCAGGGUACAUCGUUCGUUACAACAAGAGAGCAAACUUUGCCAGGACCAACCACCUCCUCAGAAAACAUCCUUGUACAUCAGACGUUGAGCCAAAAGGUUUAGACAAUGGCCCGCGUGUCGGUGACCCACUGAACGAAGGCUUGCCUGAGGAAAAAGUUGCAGAUGAAAAUGAUCGAGUCUCUAGCAAAACUUACACCGAAAUGUCAGAGUCUCAAAUGGCGUCAUUGAGCGUUGGAAGCAAGCACGCGGAUUCUACAGUAGAUGGUCGUCAGCAGCCCAGAGAGGUCAAUGACGGUAAGACGGGUGAUGGUUGAACAUAAAAAAAGCCAAAGGGUCGGUUCUUGGGUAAACGACAUUAUCAUUUAAGUCUUGUGGUAGGAUUUGCCUCACCCCAGAGGCCUGAAGUAGGUUUCACCACGCCCCUGUGGUAGGUUUCACAAUGCCCCUGUGGUAGGUUUGACAACGCCCUUGUGUUAAGACGGACCACGCCCCUGUGGCAGGGUUGAACACGCCUCGUCAACGGAGGGAAAGAAUAAGAUAAAUAUUUUUUUUUUUAAAUAUACUUGAAAUGGAUUUAGGGUCAUCCCAUCUACAGGGGAUGCCAUCCGCUUGAAUCCGCCACUGCCCAUACAGCUGGAUUCUCGCCUUAAAUUUACAUUUAGCGGAGGCGGAUUCAAAAAAUGGUGCUCGAAUUAGGAUGAAAAGAGUUAUCAUUUUAGAACACAUCAGUUCCGUUCCAACCUGUGAUCGUCUUUGUUUUCGACAUUGUAUGUUCCACGCAGAUGUAUAGCUUGCCUGGUAUUUGAUUUAUUCUUUCAGUUUCAUACAGCGUACACGACUUGUUGUUUGUCUUCCGGUAAGUCUGAACAUUUCACAUGUCAGCGAAUUGUUUAAAUCAAAUGCAUUACAUUCUUUACCUGUUAGGUCAAGUCGCCCCAACGUUGGCCCAGCUAGUGCCUGUCCCCUACAUGGAACAUUCCGGUCCUAAAAUUGUAAAUGUGGGUCAAAUCGGGACCAUAUCUUUGCUGGAGAAUAUCCAGGUUUGUUGGCUACUGUGGUAUUGUUGACAUAAAUCCUGAUGUGUUCCUUUCAGGGCUUUUCUUUUUUUUUUUUUUAGCUUGUCCACGUGUGUUGACAGGGAGUCCAAAUAAGCUUAGGGGCCAUUCAUAAAUGAUGUCACGCUAUUGUGUCUGAUUUUUGGACCCUUCUCCGAUGUUUUUUAAACGUCUCAAAUUGUCACACAACUUAGACAUCCUCUUUAGACAUCCUCAUUAGACAUCCUCAUUAGACAUCCUCAUUAGACAUCCUCAUUAUAAUCAUUAAAAUUCGUUAAUUCACCCCCGCAACUCUCGAUGCGUGAUGGCAUUCAUGGAUCGCCCCUUGUCCCUCAAAACUAUCAUCAAAAUAGAUUCUGAUCUCUUCUCGCAGGAAGCAGCAGAGUUGGAGGACAGAUUUACCACCUGCUCAACAAUAAACCAUCAUUCUCACGAGGAAGAUGCAUCACACAGGGACACGCAGAGAACCAAGAUGGCGGACGUCCACAAACUGAGCGCAUUUGAUGACGCCGACGCCCGCGAGCCGCCACGCGGACAAAACAUAUCAAACCUGACCAAUCACAGGAACUGCGGGUCCCACCCGUCCCAACGGGUGAAGUCUCCGCACGGGAAGCUACGGGAAUUUUGCAGUGCUCCCGUAAGAGGGAAUGACCCAAUACCAACGUCGCCUGGCUUGCUGGGGGAGAAAAUGAAGGUUAACGAGAAGCGUUCAAUGCACACCAGUCGCGAGACGCUAACGUCAGAGGUGCCUGGACACAGAAUAGGACGUUGGCGCCAUUCAAGAGCUGUGAACCCAGACGCGGGCCGGACGCGUGGCAUUAGUGGGACCAGCAAAAUGCGACCCAACAAGGCCGGCAGAAUGAAUACCUCCGAAAAUGAGACCAUCGAUUCGAAGGGUUUACAAAAACGUAACGCGGGAAACAGCUCAGCCGAGCAGACCGCAGAUUUUAUAGAGUGUUUGAGAGAAGAAAUUCCCCAAUCUGUAAGUUUGGAUGGACGAUCAGGCGAUGAAUUAGACACAGUUAAUCGUUUUGUCCAGAUGCCUGACGCUCCAGCUAACUCUCAGAACCUAAAUUCUAAAAUACAUUUGUGUCAACUGAAACCCAACAAUUUUACAUGUCCUAAACACGCGGAUGAGACCAAGAUAACGCGCCAAAAAGCACGCUCUCGUCUGAUUGGUCGAAUACAGAAUCCAAAUUAUAGGCUUUAUGGAAAUCGCAAUGGAAUAAUUUACGCAGUUUAACAUAUGAAUGUGUAGGGUUUUUUUUGCAUUUAUUUUUAUUCAGAUUGAAAUGGAAGUAUGAAUGUCAGUCUUGUGCUUUGGCGGAUCUGGGAUAACUUAUUUAUUGAACUGUUUCCACGAUAAACCCUGAAAAAAUGCACUCAUUGAUAAACAAUUGCUACGCUUGGCCUGCAUUCCUCUCGUCGACUCAUGUGCAUUAUUCUUUCAGAAAAAUGACCAGUUGAAACGCAAAAAGAUAUUGUGUCGCCACAUGCGGAAUUUGAGUUUGAAGACCACCCCCUCCCCUCUCCAAUACCUAUACAUAUCUGGGGCUUUUUUGGAACAGUCUAACUUGAAAAAACAAACUUUGAAAUAUCGCUUUACCUGGCAUAUGCACUAAUUCGCCCUAUAACGGGACGGUUUGGGGUUGGG